Molecule: messenger RNA, 1194 nt
Organism: Peromyscus eremicus (cactus mouse)
Lineage: Eukaryota; Metazoa; Chordata; Mammalia; Rodentia; Cricetidae
Product: coxsackievirus and adenovirus receptor-like
Exons: 7
Coding region: 1-1194 (397 amino acids)
Biological process (GO): homotypic cell-cell adhesion
Cellular component (GO): basolateral plasma membrane; intercalated disc; bicellular tight junction
Molecular function (GO): cell adhesion molecule binding
Source: RefSeq, a predicted model, not a curated record
AUGCACAUGUUUCUCUCUCCAGAUAUCACAGGAAGUUUGAGCAUCACUACUCCAGAGCAGACAAUUCAGGAAGCCCAAGGGGAAACUGUCCACCUGCCCUGCAUAUUCACUCUUAACCCUGAGGACCAAGGACCACUGGACAUCGAGUGGCUUCGGCUUUCAGGACCUAAUGAGGCGAGGGACCAUGUGAUAAUUUUGUAUGCUGUAGAUAAAAUUUAUUCUUACUACUACGACCUGAAAGGACGAAUACAUUUUACAACUAAUGAUAUUGUGUCUGGUGACGCGUCCAUAAAAAUAAGAAAUGUUCGGCCUUCAGACAGUGGCACCUAUCAGUGCAAAGUGAAAAAAGCCCCUGGUGUUGCCAAGACAACCAUCCAGCUGACAGUUGUUGAGUUCAUUGGGAAUGUGAGCAUCACAACUCCAGAGCAGACAGUUCAGGAAGCCCAAGGGGAAACUGUUCAUCUGCCCUGCACAUUCACCUUUAUCUCCAAGGACCAAGGACCACUGGACAUUGAGUGGUUUCGGCUUUCAGGACCCAAUAAUGAAGUGGUGGACCGUGUGGUUAUUUUAUAUUCUGCAGACAAAGUUUGUGAUGACUUCUAUCCAGACCUAAAAGGACGAGUACAUUUCACCAGUAAUGACAUCAGGUCUGGGGAUGCAUCCAUAAAUAUAACAAACGCCCAGCCAUCGGAUGCUGGCACCUAUCAGUGCAGAGUGAAAAAACAUCCCGGCAUUGUCAACAGAAACAUUCAGCUGGCUGUCACUGGUUCUACUGAAAGUGUGAACAUCACUACUUCAGAGCAGACAAUUCAGGAAGUCCAAGGGGAAACUGUCCAUCUGCCCUGCAUGUUCACUCCUAACCCUGAGGGCCAAGGACCACUAUUCAUUGACUGGAUGCAGCUUACAGGCCCUGAAAAUGAGGUGGUGAACCGCAUGUUUAUCGUAAAUUUAGCAGACAAAAUUUACGAUGACUUCUAUCAAGAUAUGAAAGGACGUGUGAAAUUUACAAGUAAUGAUACCAGGUCUGGUGACGCAUCUAUAAAUAUAACCAAUAUUCAGCUCUCUGAUGCUGGCACCUAUCAGUGUGGAGUGUUCUAUGACCAUGGUGCUGUCAAAAGGACCAUUCAGCUGAGAGUUGUUGGCUCAUCAAGGGGAGCGGUGAAGAAGGGUCACACGCGGGAGUCAGGCUCCUGA